GAUAACUGAUGUUAUCAUGAAACGACAGAUAUUACAAUCAGAAGAUUACUUAUAUACUACUAUCAUCAACACUAAUAAUAGUAGUAAUAAUAAUAAUAGUAGUGAAGACGAAUAUGACAAAAAUGUCAAUGAAGUAGGUAAAGUUGAAUAUUGUUAUUAUAAUCUCUUUUCUAAAUCCCCUUGCCGUAUUUACACCAGUCAAAAUGAUGUUUACAAAAAAUCUACACCAAAGUAUACACCGCCUACUGUCAAUAUUUCGUCCAGUGAGGAUCAAAUGAAUUCAAUCAGUCGUUUGAAUGAAUCAAAUUCCAGUAUGAAUAAACAAUUUCAAGGUAAAAACCAAAAUCAGUUAAACUUUCAAAUAACCACUAAUAAUAACAAUACGGGUAAAUUAGAUUCCGUACCGUCUUCAGAUUUAGUCAGUGUAACUGACCAACAAUUUAAUGAUUCCGUUCUAUCCUUAUCAUCACCAUCGCCUAGAUUCCCUGAUAUGAUAAACUCGGGUGAUAAUAAAACGCAGUUCAGCAAUGAUUAUCCAGUUAACAAUUUUACCAAUAAAUUAGAAUUAAUUCAAAAGUUGAAAACUGAAAUCUCCCACUUAAAACAAGCAAAUUUACAUUUAGCUAUAGAAAUUGAUCACCUUGACUAUGAAUCAAAAACACUACAGUUUCAUUUAAACAAUCAAGGCGAAAAGAAUAAUCAAUUGAUUAAAGAGAAUAUGGAGUAUAUUUUACGUGUUACAGAAAAUCAAAGUUUACAACAAACUGUCGACAAAAUGAAACAACAGUUGAAUGAACUAAUGCAUAGAAUUAAUACUUUACGCUAUGAAAGACGUGAAUUCCGAGCGGAAUGUGUACGCAGUGAAUAUGAAACUCGUCAGUUGGUUGAAGAAAUCUCCCGACUAGAAUUAAAUCGGAAUAAAAAUCUUGAACAGUUAGAAUAUUUACGUUGUAAAAUAGAACAAAUGGAAAUAUUUCAAGAAGAUAUGCUGAAACAUAAACACUGGAUGAAAACAUGGCAAGAGAUAUCAGGUAUCAUGAAAGUGAUUGUACGAAUUAAGUCGUCUCUAACCUCACCUGCAACAACAGGAGAAUAUCAAACUGCAGAUACAAUCUCAAAAUUCCCUGUUGAAACUGGUUGUCUAGUAAUUACUAAUCAUGAUAAAUUAAACAUUUAUGCAAAUCGAAAGUAUAAAGCCUCAUCAACUGAAAUGUGUACAUUUGAAUUUAAUAAGAUUCUUCUACCGAAUACAUCUCAGUGUGAAGUAUACUUUACUGUAUCAAGUCAAAUUCAUCGUCUGUUAGAUGGAUACAAUGUGACAUUAUUAUGCUAUGGAGUUUGUGGUAGUGGUAAAACGCACACAUGUUGUGGUACACCUAAUGAUCCUGGAAUAGCCUCAUUCGCUGUGAAUGAAUUAAUCACAUUGGCUAAAAAUAGAAGUAUGCAUCAGAUGCGUAUUUAUGCUUCAUUUAUAGAAAUCUAUAAUGAACACAUUUAUUGUAUGCUAUCGAAACAACCAAUCAGUUUAAAAGAUACUGGUGAUAUGAUUCACAUAGAAGGCCAAAUUGAACAAUGCAUUCAAAGUAUACAUGACUUUAAUACACUAUUAUUUCAAAUUAUUUCAGAACGAAAGAAAUUACUGACACAAUCAUCAAAUUAUUAUAGUUCACGAUCACACUUUUUUAUAUUUAUUAAACUUGUCUUAGAGAAAUGCAAAAAUCAAAUAACUUCAGAAUAUUUAAGUACUUUAAUUAUAGGUGAUUUAGCAAACUAUACACUUUCAAAUUUUAAAAUUCCCUCCUCUGGCAAUAAUAAUAAUAACAACAAUACUUUAAUUAAACAAGAAAAUUAUCACAUUCAAAAAUCACUUGUAAUGUUAACAAAUAUUUUACAUGGAUUACGUAAACAAAAUUCAUUCAAUGUGUACCGUGGUUCAAAAUUAACAGAGUUGUUAAAGCCUUGUUUUAAUGGUGAUUCAUAUUUGACCUUGAUUUUAAAUAUCACUGAUAAUCCAGCUGAGGCAUACUUUACAAAUGCUGUUUUAGAAGUUGGUAAAUCACUAAUGUGUGCUAAUUUAAGCCGACCAAUAAAGCAUAAUAAAGCUAUUUAGAAUAUUAGAAAAAAAGUGGCCUGAUUAUUGCAUUAUAAAUGAUGUCGGCGAUGAGAAAUUUUCAUUUUAAAAUAAUAAUAAUCUGGUGAGGAAUUUGUAUAUUUCUAUUUUUAGAAAAGAAAAAGAAAACUAACCACACACACACUUGAAAUCUAGAAGGUUGAAACAAACG
Molecule: messenger RNA, 2282 nt
Organism: Trichobilharzia szidati
Lineage: Eukaryota; Metazoa; Platyhelminthes; Trematoda; Strigeidida; Schistosomatidae
Source: the annotation of a GenBank genome assembly